CUUGACCAAUCGCGUGCGAGAGGUUUUAAGCGACGCUUCGCUCUGCCAAUUGGAUUUAAGUAUUUGAUUCCCUCGCCGGUGUGCGCCAUUAAAUUACGUAUUCCAGCAGUUUCGACUUGGUGGCAACGCGGGCUGUCGAAGACGACUGGAAAGGCCGAAACCCCGGUGCAACAAUGGUGAAGCUAUUCAUUGGAAACCUGACCGAAGAGACGGGCAGGGAAGAAAUUGAAGCUUUGUUCACGCCGUACGGCACCGUAACAGAAUGUGCCAAGUACAAAAAUUACGCCUUCGUCCACAUGGAUGACCGCAAGGCGGCCACGAAAGCCAUCCGCGAGCUCAACCUCUAUCAACUGAACGGCAGACCCAUGAACGUGGAGCCCAGCCGAGGGAACAACCAGGGUCCGGUCAAGAUCCAUAUCGCUAAUGUGGAAAGGGGCUGUGACAAAGAGCUGAGAGAGCUGUUCGAAGAAUAUGGCACAGUCACAGAGUGCGCGAUUGUGAAGAAUUUUGCUUUUGUUCACAUGGCCAACUCCGAAGAAGCCAUGGAUGCCAUAAAGGGCCUGGAUAACACAAGGUUUCAAGGACAAAACAUCCACGUUCAGCUGUCGAAAAGCAAGCCCGCCUGGGCUUCGGGAGAGGAGGAGUUCGGUCCGCCGCCCCCACCGCCCGGCCGCGGAGGCUUUUAUCCUCCUCACCCUCCUCGCUUCCACCCCGAGCCUCCCUACGGGGGUCGCAUGUCCUCUUAUCCGCCUCCGCCGCCUCCGCCUCCUCCUCCGCGGCGGCCAAUGUAUCCGGACCGCGGCUAUGGCGAGCGCGAAGGCUACGGGGUGGUGGAUUAUUACGAGAAAUUCCGCGCCCGUCCUUACGGCGCCCCUAAUUACGAAGAUAGGCGUCCCGGGGCCAUCCCGCCGCCGCCACCGCCGCCCCUUCCUUCGGCGAUGGGAAGAGAGCGCGUCGGGAUGGGUUCCCACGAACCGUAUGACCGACGACCCGUUCCCCAUCCUCCUGUGCCCUUCAUGCCCCGAGACCGCAGCCCCAUUAGGCGAGCCCCCCACCCCCCUCCUCCUCCAGCUCCGGCGGCCGGCAACGGCUACUCGUACGAGCGCACCCGCUUCGCCCCGCAGAUGAAACCUCAGCCGUACGCUCCCCCGUACCCCAGGAACAACUACGCACAAAGCGGUCCGCUCCCGGCGCCGCCGCCGCAGCCCAACUACGGCGCCUACCAGGCCCAUGGAGUGUAACCCGGAGGUUUAGAAUAUGUCAAGAACGCCGUCUGCUGAUGCGCAUGGUGCUAUACGCCCCCCCCGCUCCCGCACGUCUUUGGUGGAUUGCGUUGCGUUCGCCGGAGACUUACUGGAAGAUACUGUAUUGCGGACAGCGACGUUCUUAUAAAACAAAACAUGCGAUUCCUUGUUGCAUUCACGCAUUAUAUUUCUGAGCUGUCAAUGCCUUUUCUGUUCCUCUGUUUGUAUUACUCUUCAAAUUCUUAGGUUGUUUGGGUUUCAGUGCUUAGUUCGGUGUGACGCAUUACUACACUGCUUUUCAAUCUUUUUCAAUCGACAUGGCCUCGAAAAGAACGCCAUUCAUUAAAAUGCUAUAUUCAGUCUUUGUUAACAAGUAUUGUAGCGUUUUGUGUAGACUGAUUUUGGUUGCCCAAUAAGUAAAAAAAUCAAAUCGUCAUAGUGUUUCUCGAUACACAUAUUAGACCUGUGUGGCGGUUUAUAAAAUAGUGUCUUCCUUGUCCGACCUGUACGCAUGUAAAAUCAAAAGUAGUACUGGUUUUCUCGAAUGCUUUGUUCGUGGUUUUUUGUUUAGUUUUUUUCUUCCGCUCGGUCAUUUAGCAACGUUGUGUAUGGUUUUACUUAGAUUGCCUUCCCCCCACCCCCACCCCUCGUUUGAAGGAUUUUUAAUAAACAGAUGAACAAAAACGUGACAA
Phyllopteryx taeniolatus (common seadragon) is the source of this 1936-nucleotide messenger RNA. Its product is annotated as RNA-binding protein 4.1-like. Gene Ontology annotation, cellular component: cytosol. The record is from RefSeq and is a predicted model, not a curated record. Gene Ontology annotation, molecular function: mRNA binding. Bases 174 to 1241 code for a protein of 355 amino acids. The transcript is spliced from 4 exons. Lineage: Eukaryota; Metazoa; Chordata; Actinopteri; Syngnathiformes; Syngnathidae.